Messenger RNA from Balaenoptera musculus (blue whale), 2068 nucleotides. It is a transcript of the gene PIGW, whose product is annotated as phosphatidylinositol glycan anchor biosynthesis class W. Bases 482 to 1993 code for a protein of 503 amino acids. Gene Ontology annotation, biological process: protein localization to plasma membrane; GPI anchor biosynthetic process. Gene Ontology annotation, molecular function: glucosaminyl-phosphatidylinositol O-acyltransferase activity. The record is from RefSeq and is a predicted model, not a curated record. The transcript is spliced from 2 exons. Gene Ontology annotation, cellular component: membrane; endoplasmic reticulum. NCBI's taxonomy places the organism in Eukaryota, Metazoa, Chordata, Mammalia, Artiodactyla, Balaenopteridae.
UGCGGGGGAGAAGGGAGGGAGGGCUUCAGGGCCUCCGGGCCCUCACGGGGCUAUGGGUCUCUCCGUAGGGAGACCAGGCGCCCUGGCCACCCCCACCCCCCACUGACGAGGCCUCGCCGUGGGGUCUGAGGGCCAGUGGUGAGGUGCGGGAAGCGCCUUUCCCGCCCGACCUCCUCUGACCGACCUGCCCGAGGCCAAGGCCCGAGAGCACCUGGGCUAGGCAAGCCCUUGAAAGGAAGGACGCGCAUGGGGAGCCUGCGGGGCGUGGGAAACGAGCACUCUCGUGGGCGGGGACGCGCGCGGGGGGCCGGCCCAGAAGCGCAGGCCGCCCGGCGUCGGCCGGAAGCGCUGUUCGGGAGGCGGAAGCGGCUGCCUCGCGCGUUUCCCGCCCUUGUGGGGGUACCCCGCGCCCCGGCUCUCUUACGGGACCCUCUACCUCUGGGCGCAGAGACCACCAGGAACACGUGAGGAAGAAGAAAAAAUGUCUCAGAAGCAGAUGAAGGAAGCUUUUGUCAGUAACCACAAUGGAACGAGCGUGCUGGAAAUCACCGAGGGCUUGUGCUUGCCUGCACUCUGUAUCCUGUGUAGAGGGUUCCUGAUCAUUCUCUCACAGCACUUACGUUCUUCUUCACAUACCUGGAGAACUCGAUUCUUCAUUGACUUUGCUUUCCUAAUAGUUCCCCUGGUGACCACUUUGACCAUUUUCGCUUCAUUUGUCCUCCUUGAGUAUCUCAUUGUAAUUAUCUUUGGGGCAGUGCUGCUCUAUGAAACAUACUGCAGGAGAACUUGCUAUGCCAGAAUGCCUGUCGGGAAAAUCCUUGAAAAAUUCUUGAAAAUCAGUCUAGAAUCAGAAUACAUUCCAGCCAUCUCCUGUUUCCGUGUAAUUAACAGUGCAUUUACUGCUGUUGCCAUUUUGGCUGUGGACUUCCCUCUUUUUCCCAGAAGAUUUGCCAAAACCGAGCUCUAUGGGACAGGAGCAAUGGAUUUUGGAGUAGGAGCCUUUAUUUUUGGGACUGCAAUGGUUUGUCCAGAGGUUAGGAGAAAAUAUACAAAAGGGUCCAGACUUUGUUAUCUUACAAAGUCAUUGUACUCUGUUUGGCCAUUAGUCUUCCUAGGAAUGGGACGAUUAGUCAUUAUAAAAUCCAUAGGCUAUCAGGAACAUUUAACUGAGUAUGGAGUUCACUGGAAUUUUUUCUUUACCUUAAUAGUUGUGAAAUUGAUAACAUCACCGCUUUUGAUUAUUUUUCCCCUAAAUAAAUCCUGGAUUGUGGCUAUCAGCAUUAUUGUAUUCUACCAGCUAGCCCUUGAUUUUACCCCACUGAAAAGGUUAGUUUUGUAUGGCAGUGAUGGCACUGGCACAAGGGUUGGUUUAUUCAAUGCCAACCGAGAAGGAAUAAUCUCUACCUUGGGGUAUGUGGCAAUACACAUGGCUGGUGUUCAAACAGGAUCAUACGUACUUAAAAAAAGAUCACAUAUCAAAGACUGGAUAAAAGUAGCAUGUUAUAUUCUAUUGACAGCUAUUGGCUUCUUCAUAUCUCUUUACAUAGUUCAGGUAAAUGUAGAAGUAGCAUCUCGAAGAAUGGCCAAUUUAGCCUUUUGUAUUUGGAUAGUUGCUUCUUGCCUGAUCCUUCUUAGUAGUUUAUUACUGGGUGAUAUAAUUUUGAAUUUUGCCAAAUUUCUAAUUAAAGGGGCAACAGUACCAUGUUCUUGGAAACUUAUCCAGUCACCUGCUGCAAAUAGAAAGCAUUCAGAAUCUCUAGUCUCUGAAGCUGAAAGAAAGGAACCCACUCUUUGUUUAAUCACAGCAAUGAACAGAAACCAGUUAAUUUUUUUCUUGCUGUCAAAUGUAACAACUGGCCUAGUCAACCUGUGGGUAGAUACAUUACACAGCAGUACCUUGUGGGCCUUAUUUGUACUCAAUCUCUACAUGUUUACCAACUGCUUAGUUAUAUAUGUGCUGCACUUGCAAGAUAAGACGGUAAAAUUUUGGUGAUCAGUACAGGUAGUAUAUAUUUUGAUCAAUAUUAUUUUAAUGAGAAAGAAUAAAUAUAAAAUGGGCUUUUGGCAA